Emiliania huxleyi CCMP1516 is the source of this 849-nucleotide messenger RNA. RefSeq lists its product as hypothetical. The record is from RefSeq and is a predicted model, not a curated record. The transcript is spliced from 3 exons. Lineage: Eukaryota; Haptophyta; Isochrysidales; Noelaerhabdaceae. The coding region runs from base 1 to 849 and encodes 282 amino acids.
AUGUCCGGCUGUGCGCUCUUCCUUCUCUCGCCUUUGCACGCCAGCGGCUUCCUCGCCGCUGCGCCGCUCGCGCGUUCGCCGCGUUGCGCGGCCGUCGUGAGCGCCGAGUCGCACUGGAUGGACUUCCUCAAGUUUGGCGGUGCGCCGCCGCCGUUCGACGUGCUCAGCAAGACGCAGGAGUACGUCGCCGCGACCGCGAGCGCUGCCAGCGAUCGCGGCGAAUACCUCCCUGCGCCGGAAACCUACUAUGCAGACGACUACGUCUUCCGCGGCUCGAUCGUUGGCCCUAUCAGCCGGAGGGACGUGGCCGAGACGCAGAAGAGCUUCAACCUGCUCGGCGCGUACCCCGACAUCGACCGUGGCAUAUUCGGCCUCACCGUGGACCCGCAGAACCCGUACCGAGUCUUCUUCUUCGAGCGGUGGACGGCGACGAUGACGGGGUCCAUCAAGAUUGGGCCUCUCACCCUGCCGCCCUCAAACAAGCGGAUAGAGACGCCGAUUCACGUGACGUCCAUCACGUGGAACCCAGACGGCAAGGUCGUCUACGAGUCCAUCUCGCCGCCUGUCGACCGCUUCGAGGGCAACACCAAGGGGGCCGGUGCCGUGUUCGGCCUCCUCGCCGGCGCCGGCCUGCAGCUCCCUGCGAGCGUCGGAGACCCGGCGCGAAUCUUAGCAGCGAGAAUGCCGAGUGCCACCCUCAUGCACGCCCUCAUCGCGCAGCAAAAGCUCAACACAGACGUGUUCCGCGGCGCACUGGGCAAGACGUGGUCAGGCGAGGCCGAGGUGCCCGCGUGGUGGAAGAGCACCUCCAAGGGCGCCGAACCGAACGACAGGUUAGUGCACCACUAA